Trypanosoma grayi is the source of this 1020-nucleotide messenger RNA. RefSeq names its product putative U2 small nuclear ribonucleoprotein 40K. Bases 1 to 1020 code for a protein of 339 amino acids. The transcript has a single exon. Gene Ontology annotation, biological process: mRNA splicing, via spliceosome. Gene Ontology annotation, molecular function: U2 snRNA binding. The record is from RefSeq and is a predicted model, not a curated record. NCBI's taxonomy places the organism in Eukaryota, Euglenozoa, Kinetoplastea, Trypanosomatida, Trypanosomatidae.
AUGCGACUCACGCUUGACAUCAUCCGCCGCGCUCCACAAUUCACCAACACACUGCGGCAGCGUGAGAUUGAUCUGCGAGGCCUUGGCCUUACGGUUCUUGAUGAGCGGCCCCUGUUAUUGUUGAACAAUAGCUUCGAUGUGCUGAACCUCUCGCAGAAUCCUCUUGUACGUUUAGAGUACUUCCCCAGCGGCAGUACCGUCAACAGCAGCAUUGGCACAAGUAGCAGCAAUGGCGGAGCUAUGCCGACAACGGCGGGGGACACCACCACUGUGGAGCCGGAACGGAAAAUGAUGCUGCGGUUGCAGUCUCUAAUUGUGCACCGCAACCGUCUCUCGCACGUGAGUGUACCGACGUGCGCGGCGGUGCUGCCGAACUUGCGCGCCUUCUUGGCUGACCACAACGAGUUCCGUGAGCUUCGAGAUCUGCUGUUCCUCUCGCACUGGAAGCAGCUAGAAAUUCUCUCCAUCGAAAACAACCCUGUAACCCUCCAUGAGAGCGAUGAGCGGUUGCGGGCCUUUGUCGUCUUCCUGUGCCCGAAGCUGAAGCUUGUCAACUACCAGCGUGUGACGCAGACUGACAGGCGUAAUGUGGAGACAAUGCGAGUCGAGUUCGAGCAGCGUGUGAAGGAGUGGCAACAGCAGUUGAAAGGAAGCGUCACGAGCAACGGCGCCGUGUCUGGUGCCGUUGUUGGUGGUGCACCUACCGAGAAGAAAAUGCGGAAACGUGGCCGUGAGGCACGCACCGCUGCCACAGUGAGUAGCAGCAGCAGCAGCAUGCCGAGUGGAAGCGUAGCACCCACCGCCGAUGGCCCGCCGGUGCCUGCUGCACAAACCGCAACUGUUGCAGCCACUGGUGGUGCCGACGACGUAGUCGACAGCACACAAGCCCGCCUGGAGGCACUGGAUGCGAAGAUGGCGGCCGCAGAGACGGAAGAGGAGCUGUUGGAAAUCCAGCAAGAGAUCAUGGAGCUGGAGGCGGCAGCGGCAGCAGCAACAUCCAGUAGGGCUCGAACCUCGUGA